AUGCCCGACCUACCUACUAAAGCCGAUUUCCUCGCCCACCGCCUCGUAGCGUGUCCCGUGCCGGAUGAAGACACUGACUGUCCCAUCUGUCAGGAGCAGUUUACAUCAGCACCUAGUACCCUGAACGAUAUCACUGAAUCGGAUUCUACGUCUCUCCCAGAUGGUGCCACUAAUGAAGAUGCCGAAAGCCGCGUACCCACGCGGAUGCUCUGCUGCAAUAACGUCUUUUGUCACCGCUGCAUCACCGCCUGGCUUAAUUCGGCAAACACGUGUCCAACCUGCCGUGUACAACUCUUUGAAGUACCAGAACCAGAACCAGAGCCAGAGCCAGACCCAUCCGAAUUUGAUGAAUCUGAUGAAUCUGAUGGAUCUGAUUAUGAAGGGGAAUAUUAUGAGGAGGAGUUCGAUGUACUCAUGCAGUUUGAUACUGACGAUUGA
Messenger RNA from Bipolaris oryzae ATCC 44560, 438 nucleotides. RefSeq lists its product as uncharacterized. The transcript has a single exon. The record is from RefSeq and is a predicted model, not a curated record. The coding region runs from base 1 to 438 and encodes 145 amino acids. Lineage: Eukaryota; Fungi; Ascomycota; Dothideomycetes; Pleosporales; Pleosporaceae.